Sphaerodactylus townsendi is the source of this 11575-nucleotide messenger RNA. It is a transcript of the gene FRAS1, whose product is annotated as Fraser extracellular matrix complex subunit 1. The transcript has 65 exons. Gene Ontology annotation, cellular component: membrane. The record is from RefSeq and is a predicted model, not a curated record. Gene Ontology annotation, molecular function: protein binding. The coding region runs from base 282 to 11075 and encodes 3597 amino acids. Lineage: Eukaryota; Metazoa; Chordata; Lepidosauria; Squamata; Sphaerodactylidae. Gene Ontology annotation, biological process: cell communication.
AAACAAUAGCUGUACCUGCUGGAAAAUGCUGCCCGGAAUGCGUUCCAAAACCCUGCUCCGUAGCGGGAAGAGCAUUUGAGCAUGGAGAACAGUGGCAGAAGGAUGCCUGUACAACUUGUAUAUGUCACCAAGGAGAGCCCAGGUGUCUCAGACAGACCUGCAGUCCACUGACUUGCCAGAAGGGGGAGAACAAAGUGAGACGCCCAGAGAAGUGCUGUGAGGAAUGCGUGCCGGCCGAGGGGAGCUGCGUCCAUGAAGGGUCGGUCAGAUACCACAGCGAGAUGUGGAGGGGUCCUCGUUGCGAGUUCUGCGUGUGCGACGCAGGCCGGGUCGCUUGCCGGAAGGGAGAAUGUGCCAAAGUGGAGUGUGACGUGGGUGAAGAAUUAAUUCAUUUAGAAGGCAAGUGCUGUCCUGAAUGUAUUUCAAGAGGUGGCCCCUGUGUUUAUAAAGAACAUACCAAAGAUAGCGGUGAGAAAUGGAGCGAAGGUCUUUGCCACGAAUGUCAGUGCCAGGAUACCAAGGUGGUCUGCUAUUCUGCUUCUUGUCUGACCUGUCCCUUGGGCAACGUGCCAGUAGCUGUUCCUGGGGAAUGUUGCCCGCAAUGCAAGCCAGGGCAGUGCCACGCAGACUGUUUAACCUGCUUGCAGUCUUUCGAUCUCUGCGACUCCUGUCGUGAUACGAGCAAAUUCCUGAAGAACGGACACUGUGUGUCCAGUUGUGGAUCUGGAUACUAUCAAGAUUCUGGGCUUUGCGUAGCUUGCAAGAAAACAUGCUCUACCUGCACCAGUGCAUUCACGUGCAAUUCAUGUCAAGAUCCGCUGCUGUUGAAGAAUGGCCAGUGUGUUGAAUCGUGCGAGGAAGGGUACUUCCCAGCACUUCGUCAGUGUAUAGCUUGCCAUGAAUCUUGUUCUAUCUGCUGGGGCCCAGCUGCUAGCAACUGUUUGGCCUGCGAAGAUCCAUCUCGUGUGCUACUGGAAGGGAGCUGUGUCGCUGCUUGCAGCCAGGGAUUCUACGUCAGGGAUGGCAUUUGCAACGCUUGCAACGAAACUUGUGAAACGUGUUACCCAGACCAUCCCAGAUGUUUAACUUGCGCUUCUGACAAAGUUCUGCAUGAUGAGGACUGUGUGCUGGAAUGUCCCGGGGGCUACUAUUUGGAUAGUUCUCGGCGAUGCAGAGGUUGUCACAGUGGGUGUGCCACCUGCACUGGUCCUCUCUCUACUCAGUGCACUUCGUGUUCUUAUCCUCUGGCCCUGCAUCAGGGUCAGUGCCUGUCAGCCUGCGGAGAGGGCUUCUACCAGGAUCACGCCAUCUGCAAAGGGUGCCAUUCGUCGUGCCGUGAGUGUGUUGGCCCGGAAUAUUUACACUGCACUCGGUGCGCAAAGCCAGAAGAAAGUCUGCAGCCGGAAGAAAACCUUGGGGCGGCACUAGUUGGUGUCUGUCUUCCCCAGUGCAAAGCUGCCUUCUACCUCAGCAACGAUGGGGUAUGCAGAGAAUGUCACUCCUCGUGUUCCUCCUGUGUUGGGAAAUCUGCUGAGAACUGCACGGCAUGCACAGUUUCCCGAGUGCUUUACAACGGCCAGUGUCUGUCAGCAUGUCCUGAGGGGUGGCGUGACCAGGAAGCACAUUGCUAUCCCUGUCACCCUUCUUGCAAAACAUGCCAAGGUCCUUCGGACGCUGACUGUGCAACCUGUCAACCUCACGCCAUGUUUGCAAGUGGAAGAUGUCGGACUUCCUGCAAGGAGCAGCAGUACCUUAACCUGGUGGGAUAUUGUGUCGAUUGUCACCCUCUGUGCCAGCAGUGUGUCGCCGAUCUCCAGGACAUGGGAAGCAUUUGCUUGAAGUGUCAAAAUGGCCACCACUUGCUCCUGAAGGACCACUGUGUGCCCAGUUGCCCUGUGGGGCACUAUGAAGACAAUGGAGUGUGCAAAAGAUGUCACCCUUCAUGUAGAACCUGCAGCAAUGGAGAUCCUUCCUCCUGCAUGGCGUGUGAUUCCCACCUCGUUCUCUCUCACACCGGCAUGUGCGUCUCAACCUGUCACCUGGGAUAUUACAGGGAUGAGAACCAGCAUUGCAAACCUUGCAGCCAUUCGUGCCUGAGCUGUGAUUCAGGAGCCGCUUGUACCUCCUGCAGAGACUCAUCCAAAGUCUUGCUGUUUGGUGAAUGCCAGUACGACAGCUGCGCUCCUCAGUAUUACCUGGAUUUCUCUUCCAAGACCUGCAAAGAGUGUGACUGGAGUUGCAACGCCUGCAGCGGUCCCCGGAGCACUGACUGCUUGCAAUGCAUGGAGGGAUACAUUCUCCACGGUGGCGUCUGCGUGGAACACUGCCCCUCAGCCUUCUACCAGGAAUCGGAUGCGUGCCAAAGUUGUGAUGUCCACUGCCUCCAGUGCCGUGGCCCCAGCGAAUGCAAUUACUGCAAAUCCCCGUAUCUUCUGUUGGAUUCACAGUGUGUUACGGAAUGUGGAAAUCCUUACUACGCAGACCACAAAGAGAAAAAAUGCACAGCUUGCCCUGAAAAAUGCCUGGAGUGUGAUGGACCCAGCCAUUGUCGAGUGUGUGAAGCCACCACGUUUCUGCAAGAAGGACUGUGUGUUUCUGACUGCAGCCAGGGUUUCUACGGCCAUCCUCAGAAGGGAGAGUGUGAAGUUAUCAUGCGUCCACCUAUGCUCAGUGCGAACGGCUCACUCCAAGUGGGGAUCGGUGGGGUGAAGCCGCUCGGCGUUUCCUUUGUGGAUAUUCAAGGCCUUGAUGGGCGGAGAGAAGACCUACUGUUUCGAGUGGCUCGUUCUCCCACCAAUGGCAGGCUGCUGACUGUGGCGAGUGGGCGGGAGGCAGUGUUGAACCAAGGCGACAAUUUCACCUGGGAUGAUGUGAAGCAGCAACAUGUUCUCUUUGCGCACGAUAAGGAGAAAUCCAGGAAUGGUCAUUUUUCCUUGCAAGUCGGCAUUCAGCAAUACUUUUCCGAGCCUGAAGUAUUCAUCGUUCAAGCACUCUCGACACAGGCUCCCCGUGUGCUAAAGAACGAAGCUCUCAUUCUUGGCAGAGGGGAAACUGGAACCAUAAACAACCAUUUGCUUGACAUUUGGGAUGACGACAAUCCUGAGGACAUGACGGUGUCCAUUCUGGAUCUUCCACGUCACGGCCGGCUAGUCAGACUUCCAAAGACCGCAUUGUCUGUGAUGAGCACGUUCAAGCUUGAUGACCUUGUAAAAGGAUUGUUACGUUAUGUCCAUGAUGGAUCCAGGAGUUCAGGAGACUUGGCCGUUCUCCAAGCAAAUGAUGGGUACCAUUCCCAGAACAUACUCUUCCAAAUCAGGAUUGUUCCAAAGAGCAAUGGGAGUCCCCAGGUAGUUGCCAGCUCCACAGUGUGGGUCCCCGAGGGAGGGAUGCUACAGAUCACCAGCAGAGUUCUACAUGCUGAGAUGCCCGGGGUCGGCGAUUCUGCAAUCGUCUAUACCAUCAGAGAACCACCACUAUAUGGGGAAGUGGUGUUUUUGGUCCCCAUGCCUGCCGAUGAACCUGGCCUGAAAUGGCAGCCUCUGCCCAACGGAAGAGCAGCCACGCCCACCACUUCGUUCACCCAGCAGGAUAUCAACGAAGGGGCCAUAUGGUACCGGCACUCUGGAUCUGAGACAGAGAGUGACUCCUUCGGCUUCCAGGUCUCCAGCUCCGCCAUUCCACAGGUCCAUCUGGAGACCCAUCUGCUCAACAUUGCCGUUCUUCCGCAUGCUUCUGAAUCACCUCAGCUCUCCCUUGGCUCUUCUCUCCAUAUGACGGCUUUGGAAGAUCGGGUGACUGCCUUAGAACCCUUCCACCUUUCUUUCGUCGACUCAGAGAGUCCCAGCGAGAAACUCGUGUUCAAUGUGACCGUGCCUCUACCUCCAAACCAAGGUAUUUUGGAACAUAGGGACAGGCCGAUGUUCCCAGUAAAGUACUUCACGCAGGCUGACGUCAACCACGGCAAGAUUGUGUACCGUCCACCCACUGCAGCUCCGCACAUCAGAGAGAUGAUGGAGUUCUCCUUUGCUGGUCUUCCAGAAUCCAUCAACUUCCGUUUUACAGUGUCUGAUGGUGAACAUACGACUCCUGAAAUGGUGUUUACAAUCCACUUGUUCUCCACUGAUGAGCAACAUCCAUUAUUCCAGAUUACAGCACCGAUCCUGGAGGUCAGCCAAGGAGGCAGAGCUACAAUUGGGAUACAACUGGAACUUGGUGACACACACGCAGCUCCCAAAGACCUCUUCUUUGAGUUGGUGGAUCCUCCCCAUCACGGAGUUCUCCUCAAGCACAGCGCUGGAUUUCCCAACCAUAUGAGUGCUGGCGAUACCUUCACGUAUGAGGAAAUCACCCGGGAUUCUUUGCAGUACAUCCACGACGGCUCGUCCACAACAGAGGACGGGAUGGAAAUUUCCGUAUCGGAUGGAACGACCUCCGCCACAACUGUGUUAAAAGUGAAAGUGCUGCUGAUGGACGACGGGCCCCAGUUGGCUCCUGGCUGCUCGCUGAGUGUCGUGGUUUCUAGUAAAAGCUCUGCGGUCAUCACUCGAUCCCACCUUGCUUAUACGGACAAUAACUCCCCUGAUUCCAAGAUAAGGAUUCAGUUAAUUUCACUUCCCAUGUAUGGUUCGCUUUUGCAAAUAUCUCCGGGGCCACAUUCGGAGGAGUUUUCUGAGAUCUAUAAUUUCACAAUGGAAGACGUCAAUGACCAAAGAAUCAGAUAUUCCACAGACUUUGCCGCCGUCGAUCAACCAGUCACCGACGUUUUCCACUUUGCCGUGUUUGAUGCUGACAACAACCAACUUGACAGUCAAAUGUUCACCAUCACAAUCACAGAUGCCCAGGGCACGCUGGACGUCGUUGCUUUUGCCGACCGUAUCACGGUGGAUGAAGGCGGGUGGGUACCGCUUCCAGCUCACCAUGCGCUUACUGUUGACUCUGAUCUUGACCAAGAGGACUUAGUGGUGAAAGUCAUAACUUUGCCGAAAUAUGGAUACAUUGAAAACACCAGAACAGGUAGACGAUUUGGUCCCGGAGGCGCUACCAGCUCAGAUCUGACGUUUUCCAUUCAAGAUGUGGUGGAGAAUCUCAUUUAUUACUUUCAAAGCGUUCAUGAACAUAUUGAGCCCUCCACAGACACCUUCAGCUUUUAUGUCAGUGAUGGUUUCAGCCAAUCGGAAAUUAGCAGCGUCAAUAUCACUAUAAAGCGUUUGAAUGAUGAGCCUCCAGAACUGCAGUUGGAGCUUGUUAAAGUUCAAGAUGGUGACAGAGUGGUCAUCACAAACUCCUCCUUGAGGAUGAAAGACCUGGACACGCCUGACACCCAGCUGGUCUUUGCCAUCACCAAGAAACCCACUCAUGGCUUUCUGCUCAAGAGGCUGUCUCGGUUGCAUGCUUUGGAGAAUGGACAAGCCCUUUCGGAGGGUUCGACCUUCACCUAUCAGGAUAUCCUAGAUGAGCUGAUAGUUUAUGUGCUGGAGGGUCCCAGAGCCCAAACUGAUGAAUUCAGAUUCUCACUCACUGAUGGUAUCUACACCCAGAGUGGGAAGGUGGAGUUUUCCAUGGAGCAGCUGAGCACAGAUCCACCCAGACUGGACGUGAACAGAGGCCUGCAAAUUUCUGCUGAGGACCGGUUGCCUCCGUCCAUCACUGUCAACACCGGACUCUCCUUGGAUGAAAACUCAGUAAAGAAGAUCACCACCCUUGAGUUGUCCGCCACGGAUCAGGACAGCGAGCCAACAGAUCUCCUGUACAGGAUCAUCAAACAGCCCCAGCUGGGACACCUGGAGCACACGGCGUCACCAGGCAGAAGGAUCAGCUCUUUCAGACAGGCAGACCUCAUUUCCCACAGCGUCCAGUACAUUCAUACCAGCGAGGAUGAGAAACAUUUGGACUCCUUCACUUUCUCAGUUUCUGACAGCGUACACGAGGUGAGCCAGAUCUUUGACAUCAACAUUAAUCCUGUGGACGACUCUUUGCCCAUAGUGCAAAGCCUGGGGAUAAGAGUCCCGGAAGGAGUCAGGAAAACCAUCACAGAAUCUGAGCUGAAAGCCACAGAUGCUGACACAGAGGCCAAGUUCAUCAGAUUCUCUGUUGUACAACCCCCGCGCCAUGGCUUGAUAGAACAUACCAGCGAUGGGUACAAUUAUCGUCCAACUCAUGCUUUCACAAUGGAUGAUGUCUACCGAAAUCGGAUCAGCUAUAGUCACGAUGGGAGCAACUCGCUGAAUGACCGCUUCACCUUCACUGCAUCUGAUGGAACCAACCCCUUUUUUGUUGUGGAGGAGGAUGGGAAAGAGAUUGUAACUGCUGUGCCCCAGUGGUUCAGAGUGGAAAUCCUUCCUGUGGAUGAUGGGACCCCAAGAAUUGUCACUAACUUGGGCCUCCAGUGGCUGGAAUACAUGGAUGGCAAGCCCAAAAAUCUGAUCACCAAGAAAGAGUUGUUGACAGUGGAUCCUGAUACGGAAGACAAGCAGCUGAUCUACGAGAUCACAACAGGGCCCAGACAUGGCUAUGUGGAGAAGAAGCUGCAGCCAGGAACACCUGUGACUACGUUUACACAAGAGGAAGUGAACCUCGGACUGAUCCAAUAUGUGUUGCACGAGGAGAAGACUCAAGAGACAGAGGACAGUUUUAAUUUCCUGGUGAAGGAUACCAGACCCAGCGUGGCCACCGAUAAUGUUUUCCAUAUACAGUGGUCACUUAUCAGUUUUCAGCACACCAGCUACAACGUCAGUGAAAAGGCAGGUUCUGUCAGUGUAACCGUGAAGAGGACUGGAAACCUCAAACAGUACGCUAUUGUCCUCUGUCGAACUGAGCAAGGAACUGCCACUUCCAGAUCAACUUUAAAGCCAGGCGAACAGGACUAUGUGGAGCAUGCAGGCCAGGUACAGUUUGACGAGCGGGAGGACACCAAAUCCUGCACCGUCGCUAUCAACGACGACGACGUCUUCGAAAACACGGAGCACUUCGUGGUGGAGCUGAGCAUGCCGGCCUACGCCUUGCUGGGGAGGAUCACCACCGCCAAAGUCUUCAUCAGCGAUACGGAAGAUGAACCCACCAUACAGUUCGACAAGAAAGCCUACCACAUCAGCGAGAGUGCCGGCAUCCUCUCCGUCCCCAUUGAAAGGAAAGGAGACUCCAGCAGCAUUGUAUCGGCAGUUUGCUACACAGUCCCCAGAAGUGCCAAAGGCAGCAGUGUGUACGCACUGGAAUCCGGUUCAGAUUUUAAGUCCAGGGGAAUGUCCAAUGAGAACCGUGUUGUGCUGGGGCCUGGUGUGACUAUGACAACCUGUGACGUGACGCUGAUCGAUGACAGCGUGUAUGAAGAGGAGGAAGAGUUUGAAAUUGCACUGGCUGAUGCGUCAGAGAAUGCACGCAUUGGGAGCAUAGCAUCGGCCAAGGUCAUGAUCAAUGGACCCAAUGAUGCUUCCACUGUUUCUCUUGGAAAUGCUACUUUUACGGUCAGCGAAGAUGCAGGGAUUAUUGAAAUCCCAGUGACCAGGCACGGACCUGAUCUCUCCAUCCCCACCUCGGUGUGGUGUGCCACUCGGAUGUCAGACCCGCCCUCCGCCACUCCAGGGGUCGAUUACAUCCCCAGCUCCAAGAAGGUGGACUUUCGUCCAGGCAGAACUGAAGAGUACUGCACUUUGACCAUCCUAGAUGAUGCACAGUAUCCGGUGAUCGAAGGGGCGGAAACAUUUGUGGUCUAUUUAAGCUCACCACAAGGAGCCGAACUGGCCAAGCCUUCCCAAGCAGUGGUCGCCAUUAAUGAUGCCUUCCAGGACGUGCCAAGUAUGCAGUUCAAUAACGAUCUGUACCCUGCGAAAGAGAAGGAUGGGAUCCUGCACCUUCCUAUCAUCCGUUCCGGAGACCUGAGCUACGAGUCCUCUGUCAGGUGUUACACCCAGAGUCACACGGCAAAGGUCCUGGAGGAUUUUGAGGACAGAAGAAAUGCUGAGGAAUCGCGCAUCACUUUUCUGAAAGGAGAGAAGGUGAAGAACUGCACCAUCUAUAUUAAUGACGACUCUGCAUUUGAGCCAGAGGAAAAGUUCCAGGUGUAUCUAAGCAACCCCCUUGGAAACCACUGGAGUGGAGCGACCGUUGGGAAAAACAAUAUGGCCGCCAUCAUAAUCACCAAUAAUGAGGAUGCACCGACCAUUGAAUUUGAAGAAGCAGCCUACCAGAUCCGUGAGCCUCCAGGGCCGGACGGGGUUGCUUUCUUAAACGUCAAGGUGAUCCGAAGAGGGGACCAAAACAGGACCUCAAAAGUCCGCUGCAGCACCCGGGAUGGCUCAGCACAGUCUGGAAUUGAUUACUACCCAAAAAGUCGAGUCCUUAAGUUUAGCCCUGGGGUAGACCACAUCGUGUUUAAGGUGGAGAUCAUGUCUAAUGAAGACCGGGAAUGGCACGAGUCCUUUUCAUUGGUGCUGGGACCGGACGAUCCCAUCGAGGCAGUCCUGGGAGAGAUCACCACAACCAUAGUAACCAUUCUGGAUCAGGAAGCUGCCGGAAGCCUCAUUUUACCCGCACCACCCAUUGUGGUUACCCUGUCUGAGUAUGACCAUGUAGAAGAAGACGCCAAAGACGGUGUCAAGAAGUCUCCGUCUCCAGGAUACCCGCUGGUCUGUGUGACCCCCUGCGACCCUCACUUCCCCAAGUACUCUGUCAUGAAGGAACGUUGCAGUGACGCUGGCAUUAAUCAGUCCUCCAUACAGUUCAGCUGGGAGGUGGCGACCCCCACCGAUGGAAAUGGAGCCAGGUCCCCCUUUGAAACGAUUACAGACAACACGCCGUUCACCAGCGUCAAUCACAUGGUGCUGGACAGCAUCUAUUUCAGCCGGCGCUUCCACGUGCGUUGCAUGGCCAAAGCUGUUGAUAAGGUUGGCCAUGCUGGCACGCCCCUGAGAAGCAACGUGGUCACCAUUGGGACGGACAGCGCCAUCUGUCACACGCCGGUGGUGGCUGGGACAGCCCGGGGGUUCCAGGCACAGUCGUUCAUUGCUACGUUGAAGUAUCUGGAUGUCAAGCACAAGGAACAUCCCAACAGAAUCCACAUCUCGGUGCAGAUUCCACACCAGGACGGCAUGCUGCCUCUCAUCUCCACCAUGCCUCUGCACAACCUGCACUUCCUAUUGUCGGAGUCCAUCUACAGGCACCAGCACGUCUGCUCCAACCUCGUCAGCAUCCAAGACCGCAAAGGCAUCUCCGAUGCUGGGUUCCUGGAUGAAGUGACCUACCACAGAAUCGUUCUGGGACCCGGGUACGAUCGGCCGUACCAAUUUGACCCCAGUGUGAGGGAGCCAAAGACGAUCCAGCUCUACAAACACCUGAACCUGAAGAGCUGCAUUUGGACCUUUGAUGCUUACUAUGACAUGACAGAAUUAAUUGAUGUCUGCGGAGGAUCGGUCACGGCUGACUUCCAGGUACGCGAUUCAGCCCAGUCCUUCCUGACUGUCCACGUCCCGCUCUACGUGUCCUACAUUUACGUGACGGCACCCAGAGGGUGGGCCUCUCUCGAGCAUCACACGGAGAUGGAGUUCUCCUUUUUUUAUGACACUGUUCUCUGGAGAACAGGUAUUCAGACCGACAGCGUCCUUUCGGCCAGGCUGCAAAUAAUAAGGAUCUACAUCCGAGAGGACGGCCGCCUCGUCAUUGAGUUCAAGACUCACGCCAAGUUCAGAGGACACUUUGUGAUGGAACACCACACCUUGCCCGACGCAAAGUCCUUCAUCAAGACUCCUGACCAUCUGGGAGGGAUAGAGUUUGACCUGCAGCUUUUGUGGAGCGGCCAGACUUUUGACUCCCCUUACCAGCUCUGGAGAGCCACCAGUUCCUACAGCAGGAAGGAUUACUCAGGGGAAUAUACUAUCUACUUAAUUCCGUGUACGGUACAGCCCACACAAUCGUGGGUCGAUCCCGGAGAUAAGCCAUUUCCUUGUACUGCUCACGCUCCCGAAAAAUUUUUGAUCCCAAUUGCCUUUCAGCAAACUAACCGGCCCGUCCCUGUUGUGUAUUCCCUCAACACCGAGUUUCAGCUCUGCAAUAAUGAAAAAGUAUUCUUGAUGGACCCGACCAAAUCGGAAGUGUCGGUGGAAGAGAUGGACUACAGAGGAGCUUUCUCAAAGGGUCAAAUCCUGUACGGCCGAGUGAUGUGGAACCCUGAACAAAACCUCAACUCUGCCUACAAGCUGCAGCUGGAGAAGGUCUAUCUCUGUACUGGAAAGGAUGGCUACGUGCCUUUCUUUGACCCCACUGGGACCAUAUAUAAUGAGGGACCCCAGUAUGGAUGCAUCCAACCCAGCAAGCACUUAAAACACAGGUUUCUACUGCUGGACCGGAAUCAACCAGAAGUGACGGACAAAUAUUUUCAUGACGUACCUUUCGACGCCUGUUUUGCCUCUGAAUUGCCAGAUUUCCAUCCCGUCACCAGCAUGCCUGGAGUGGACGGCUUCAUCAUGAAGGUGGACGCGCUCUACAAGGUGGAAGCUGGGCAUCAGUGGUACCUUCAAGUGAUCUACAUCAUUGGCCCCGAGACCAUCACGGGCCCUCGAGUCCCACGCUCCCUCGUGCACCAGCUGAACCGCCACCGCCGGGAUCUUGUGGACAACCGGGGAGGUCCGGCUCUGGAUGACUCCUUGAUCUAUGACAACGAAGGAGAUCAAGUCAAGAACGGCACCAAUAUGAAGUCGCUCAACCUGGAGCGCCAAGAGGCCGUCUCCGCCGCCUCUCUGUCUCAAACGGGAGCCUCCAUCGGUAGCGCCUUUGCAGCCGUCAUGCUAUUGCUCCUGGUGCUGUUGGUCGUUUGCUUUGUGACCCAGAAGUGUCGGAAACACAGGAAAAAGAAAAAGUCCACAAAGGGCGGCCCAGAGGAGUAUCCCCUCAACACCAAAGUGGAGGCUGCCAGGAGAAGCACAGAGAGGGGAGAAAAAAAUGUAAACAGACAGUAUUGCACCGUGAAGAACUUGAAUAUACUCUGUGAAAAUGAAGGGACCUACAAGGUCAAAGGGGCAAAGGUCAAGCAAGUGAACUUGGAGGUGAAGGUUCACAACAAUUUACAUGAUGGAACAGAAGUUUAAUGGCGCACAGAUUUCCUUUUUGUAACAUCUUUUUAUAAAUUGUAAAAAAAAAAGUAUAUACCUAAAAAAAAAAAAGGAACACCCAUCCUGGUAUUUUUAUGAAUAAUCUUAUGGGGAAAGGGAAGAAUUACACUGUUUGUUUUUUUCGCUUGCUCGAGCGGCGAGCAAGCAACACGUCCCCCGCGUGCGUCUGCUCGGCAACGGGCCUACCUCAUUGAAAGCAGAUCCGUCUGAAGCUCCUGAGGCGGAUUGUGCGAACUGGCAUCUCUUGGAUCACGUCACCUAAACCGGACGGCUGCCCAAACUCUCCAGUUCUGUUUGUUGGGCUCUCGCUGCAGAAAUGGUCUUUCUCAUUUUAGAAAACAAAAAGCACAACACUCAACAUCCUCACGGGGCCUAACUGGAGGUGGAAGAACCAGAGUUCUAUUCUCGUGGGCGACAGGCAACGACAUUUGCCCCGAGACAUUUCUACGCUAGAACUGACUGUUGCUGCGUUUUUC